Messenger RNA from Pan troglodytes (chimpanzee), 285 nucleotides. It is a transcript of the gene DEFA5, whose product is annotated as defensin alpha 5. The coding region runs from base 1 to 285 and encodes 94 amino acids. Gene Ontology annotation, cellular component: extracellular region; extracellular matrix. Lineage: Eukaryota; Metazoa; Chordata; Mammalia; Primates; Hominidae. Gene Ontology annotation, biological process: disruption of plasma membrane integrity in another organism; cellular response to lipopolysaccharide; defense response to Gram-positive bacterium. The transcript is spliced from 2 exons. The record is from RefSeq and is marked provisional.
AUGAGGACCAUCGCCAUCCUUGCUGCCAUUCUCCUGGUGGCCCUGCAGGCCCAGGCUGAGUCACUCCAGGAAAGAGCUGAUGAGGCUACAACCCAGAAGCAGUCUGGGGAAGACAACCAGGACCUUGCUAUCUCCUUUGCAGGAAAUGGACUCUCUGCUCUUAGAACAUCAGGUUCUCAGGCAAGAGCCACCUGCUAUUGCCGAAUCGGCCAUUGUACUAUCCUUGAGUCCCUCUCCGGGGUGUGCGAAAUCAGUGGCCGCCUCUACAGACUCUGCUGUCGCUGA